Haemonchus placei is the source of this 513-nucleotide messenger RNA. NCBI's taxonomy places the organism in Eukaryota, Metazoa, Nematoda, Chromadorea, Rhabditida, Trichostrongylidae. The record is from the annotation of a GenBank genome assembly.
AUGACUGGCGACAACUCAACCAUAACAGGAUGCAGCACACACUGUGCCUUGAACGAUGAUGAUUUAUCGUGUUGGAAUUCGACGGCAAACUUUUUUACCAAGCUGUUGAUUGGACAGCUACGGCAUUACAUUGCUGUUCAGGUAGAUAUAGAUCAAUGGCAUCGACGACAUGGCAAACCUGAUGGUCAAGACAUGGAUACCGUUGCAGCAUCGAUUGAAGAGUCCUUCUUUAACGAGCUUCAUCCGAAGGACAUACUAACAAAUACGACUGUUAUCAAAGUUGCUAAAGUGCUCAGUGAUAGGAUUCGAGACGUGUCAGAUCACGUCAUUACGUGGGUGCCGCAUUUUCAGUGCCCGGUUCCAUGUGAAUACCGUUACAAUAAUUACAAGAACUUAUUCAUAGCAUCGAUGGUUUUAAAUAUUUGCCUUGUACUGGCCGUCAUACCAUUUAUGAUACGCCUUAUUCGCCAUGAACAUGAGUGGGGUAGUGAAUCGCGAUUGAUAUCCACUUGA